Messenger RNA from Periophthalmus magnuspinnatus, 6101 nucleotides. Its product is annotated as forkhead box protein K2-like. Bases 221 to 2050 code for a protein of 609 amino acids. Gene Ontology annotation, biological process: regulation of transcription by RNA polymerase II. Lineage: Eukaryota; Metazoa; Chordata; Actinopteri; Gobiiformes; Gobiidae. The record is from RefSeq and is a predicted model, not a curated record. Gene Ontology annotation, molecular function: DNA-binding transcription factor activity, RNA polymerase II-specific; RNA polymerase II cis-regulatory region sequence-specific DNA binding; protein binding. The transcript is spliced from 9 exons.
GCGUCCCUCCGGCCGAUCCAAUCCAGCGACAACCCCUUUCUCUCGGCGGUGGUGGGUUGGAGCCGCUGUCCCCUCGGCCUCUCGCAUGUUCCCCUCGAAAUUUUUGUUUUGAAUUCGAUGCCCCUGUUGUAGAUUUGCUCCCGUAGCACGCCACCGCAAGGCCACACCAAUCCCGUGUCUUGUUUAUCCCCCCCGAUCACGUUUACCGUUGAGCAGAAGCAUGGCUGUGGUGAGCGGCGGGUCGUCUGGGCCACUUGCCCGGCUCGAGGGCCGCGAAUUCGAAUACAUGAUGAAGAAGCGCUCGGUGACCAUCGGACGGAACUCCUCGCAGGGCUCCGUGGACGUCAGCAUGGGCCACUCCAGCUUCAUCUCCCGGCGGCAUCUGGAGAUUUUCACCGCCAGCGACGAGGGCUCGGGCAGCGGGGACUUCUACCUCCGAUGUCUGGGUAAAAAUGGGGUUUUUGUGGACGGCGUGUUUCUCCGAAGGGGCGCCCCUCCUCUGCAGCUUCCACGAAUGUGCACGUUCCGGUUCCCCAGCACAAACAUAAAGAUCUCGUUCACGGCUCUGUCCAGUGGGAGGAAAGUGAAACGUGAAGCUCCAGAGUCUCCUGUUAAAGCUGUUCAGCCUCAGAUCUCUCCUUUAACCAUCAACAUCCCAGAAAACAUCGCCCACCUCAUGAGCCCCCUGCCCUCUCCCACAGGGACCAUCAGUGCUGCUAACUCAUGCCCCUCCAGUCCACGGGGGGCAGGCUCCUCUGGAUACAGACUGGGCAGUCGAAUGGUGAGUUCAGCAGAACUUCAGCUCAUCAACGAUAACUCCCAACCAGAACACGAGAAGGACAACUCCGGAGGGGACAGUCCCAAGGAUGACUCGAAGCCUCCGUAUUCCUAUGCACAGCUGAUCGUCCAGGCCAUCACUCUGGCUCAGGACAAACAGCUCACUCUAAACGGCAUCUACAACCACAUCACCAAGAACUACCCCUACUACCGCACCGCCGACAAGGGCUGGCAGAACUCAAUCCGGCAUAACCUUUCUCUAAACCGAUACUUCAUAAAAGUGGCACGAUCUCAGGAGGAGCCGGGAAAAGGUUCAUUUUGGAGGAUAGACCCUUCAUCUGAGGCUAAACUGGUGGAACAGGCCUUCAGGAAACGCAGGCCCAGAGGGGUGCCCUGCUUCAGAGCCCCGCACGGACCCCUCUCAUCCAGGAGUGCGCCGGCGUCUCCCAACCACUCGGGGGUGCUAUCUGCUCACUCCAGCGGUGUGCAGACCCCAGACAGCCUGUCCAGAGAGGGGUCACCUGUGCCUCUGGAGGUCGACACGUCUGUCCCCGCCCCCAGUUCUAAUGUGCAGCCGAAGCUAAUCCAGGAGACGCGAUUCUCACACAACACGCCAGGUUCCCCGGUGAGCAGUUCGUCGGUGCUGAUCGCGGUGCAGAGGCCAAUAGCUCAGAGCCUGAAGCCCGUCACGUACACCAUGGCCUCCCCCGUCAGCUCCAGCUCACAGCCCCCCCUACAGACCGUCCACGUACUGCAACAGAUCCCAGCCGGAACCGUGCUCCAACCGGCCACUAUAAUCAAGAGCGAGGGCCAGGAGAACGGAAACCACGCAGACAUCAAAGCAGUGAAAGUUGAGACAGUUCUCCCGGCUGUGGGCUCCAUAGGUCCCUCUGCUCCGGUGAUCCAGGGCCCUCAGAGCUCCACCUCUCUGCAGACACUCACCAUCCUCCCACAGCCUCCUCUGGGCACGCACCAGCUGCCCAUCAAGACCAUCACCCAGAACGGGACACACAGCCUCGCCACUGCCAUCCAGGGGCACAGCUCAGCCGCAGCCAGCCCCCUCCACCUGUUGGCCGCCCACGCCUCAGCCUCUGCCUCUCUCCCGACCAAACGCCAGAACGGAGACCAGAGUGCAGAGCAGCAACCCGACGCCAAGCGCUCCAAACCGGACCCAGAACAGGCCACGCCCACUUCCUCCUCUCCGACAUUCACUUCCUGUCCCUCCUCCAAUGACACAGCGGCAGCUAACGACCUGAGCGGCGACCUCAACUAACCUGUCCCAACCCGAAAUCUCCACUACGCUGCAAAAACAGUUACAUGAGUUUAAAUGACUGGAAUGAUUUUAGUAGUUUGAGGUUUAGAUUAUUUACUUAAAACACAUAGACUAUUUGACUUCUUUCAGUGUAUGUUUACUUUUUUCAAGAUUAAAAAUAUCUGCCAUUGGAGGAAAAAACUCUUAUAAGGUUUCAGUUGUGAGAAGUUUCAAAGUGGUGAUUUUGUUCUUUGGAAACAAAGUUUGUUUAACUUAUUUCAAUAGAAUUGUUUGUAUUUCAAAGACCUUGAAGUAACUAAAACAUUCAUAUUAAAUUAUACUCCAAAGAAGAUUCGAUAAAAUGUCACCUGGAAACAAAAAAAUUACAUUGAAACAAGUCAAAUUAUCCAGACACAUUAACUAAUUAAAUCGAGUAAAACCUACUAAUUUAAGAUAUUUUGGAUUUCAAGUCAUUUUAACUCAUGUAAAUAUAUUUUUGUAGUGUAAUCCCUCCCAUAAAUCUACAUUACACCUCCUCCUCCUCCUCCUCCACCUUCAUACUUUCAGCUCCCAUCGUCUGCCAUUCCAUUGACUCCCGCAGUGCCAAAAUGGAGACCCGUUUCAUUUUGCCCUGUAAGACUUUCGAUAAAGAUGGCUUCAGACUGGGGCUGCACACUUAUACGUAAAAGUUGUGUUGUCUCAUUUGGUCCUUGUGCAAAAAUUUGAUUAGAAAUUAUUGAAAUAAAUUAUGCCAAAUUGUUUUAGUGUUUGUAGGUCACAUUAACAGCUGAAAUUUAUCAACGCAUAGAUUUAAUACACAAACAAAUCUUUACAAUUUCAAACAACAUUCAGGGAAAGUGUUAAUAUGCCAUUAGUUUUUGUGGCAUUAAAGAUGUUCUACUCUUUCCUCGUGGUGAGUAACCUGCUUGUCUCCAUGGAGAUGUUUUUGCUUUGCCUGGAAUAUUCCACAGUAUGGAGUUAAACUUGUCUAUAUUGCUAAAACAGAUACAACCUGUAACUUGUCCAGGUGAGGUCUCCUGCUUGUCUGCAGGAGAUCGAUUGGUUUAAUGCCAUUCCGUGUAAUAUUUUAGCCAAGUAAUGUUAUCUCCAUGGAGACGAGCAGGUCUAACCCUCCAACUAGAAAGUGAUAGAGUGCACAUGUAAAGGUACUACACACAAACAGCCGUGCAGUAUAUUGUGCAGCCCCUUUGAGAUCAAAUUAUAAGACGGGACUCGAGAUGGAAACAUCUGGAUGUAAAACCACAACCAGGCCUUAUUCACCAAAAGAGCUGCUCAUUCUGAACUCUACUCGGAGCGGGAGAGAAACUACGCCCCAAAAUGACCCCCCAGUGUUUCCUGUUCAGUGCAAGAGAAUAUGGUGGCCUCCUGUGGUCAAAAACAAGCUGAAAUUUGUUUAACAAAUACACUUCUAGUCAUUAAUGUAAAAAAAUCAACUAUACUGUAAAAAGAAUUUUAAAAUGACUUGAAUUAAGAAUAUUUAUCUUAUUUUUUAGUUCUGGUUUGUAAAGUUUUAUGGUCCUUUUUUUACUUGUUUCUAAAUAUUUAGUUCUUAUUUUAAUCAAAAUUAUGAAAGAAGAAUGUUCAUUCACCUCAUGGAACUAAAAACUACUUUUUCCACUGACUGAAAAUGUUUCUUGACAUUGGAAAUAAAAUGUUGAAAAUGUACAAAGUAAAUCCAGUUAAAAAUACUAAAAUAACAUAUUGUAAAUUCAAGUCAUUUUAAGUUAAAAUGACUGUAAAAGCAUCGAUACUUUUACUCCAGAAAAGUCUAAAUAAAAUGGUUAAACUGGUUCCACCAUAGUCUCAGGAGUCGUCCACAGGAAACGCUGAGGCCGUCAUGUUACCUCAGCUCACCACGGGGCAGCAGAGCGCUCCUCGCCGCUCCACGGGCCUUACCCUCCAGCCCUGUCUUGGGCAGAGCCUUGGUUUGGAUGGAUUCAUUUCAUGUUUUUUUAGGGAGAAAAAAGCAACUGAUUGAGCCAAAAACUCCUCUGGCAGCUCAAAAGAGCCCUGUCUCCACCAAAGUCCAGUUGAAAUAACUUGAUUUUUUGAGUAGUAUUAACUGCAUUUAUUUAGGGAGUUGGUACAGAUAUUUUAAGUUUAUUAGUACAUUUCAAUCAUUUUCUUAUUUAAAACUUAAUUAUCAUCCAUUUAUUUCACUGGCAGAUAUGAGAUGAAAUCCUAAUGUACUGAAACCUUUUACGAAUAACUCAGACUCUCACAUUAAAUAAGUUUAAAACUACUCAAAACAAUAUAAAUUGCCGCACAAAAUGAUGUCUUCCUAAAUUGCCCGAGUUUGUGACUCCCAGUAGCCUGAGUUUGAUCUUUUGUCUGUUUUUCUGUAUUAUGUUAAAAGAGCUUUGGGUUACUGUUUAGUAAAUGUAACAUGUACAAAUAUUUAACAAAAUUGACCUAUUGUACAAAACGUAAUUUAGUUAUUUUUUACCAAUCUUUGUAAGUAAAUUAAUGUAUUUGAGUACAACUAUCAUAUUAUUUAGUUAGCGUGGUGAUUAGGCUGACUGUUAAGCCGGAUGCCCUUCCAGUCACAACCAGCCUUGUUUCUGUGGCUGGAAAAGGGCAAUGUGCUCCAAGUUUCUUGCCCAAGGACACAACACAAGUUAAUAAUAAUUUGUGUACAGUAAAACCAAAUAAAACCACGUUGUUUCUUUAACAUUUGGUGGAUACAGGGCCAAACCUCUUCAUCAUCGCAGUAGAUAUGCAGUAUUCAGUUCAUAGGACUUUUUCAUAAACUUAUUUUUAGGUAACAGACGUACGCCGCAAGAAUAACAUCUUGAAAUCAGAAUAUCUUAAUUUGAGUAAUUUUGAUUAUUAUUUAGUUAUUUUAAAUUGUUUCUAACUACCGGUAGUGAUGUUUUAAGUUUAGUUUGUGUUUUUGAGUUGAAAAAUUUAACUUAUUUAGUCAAAAUUCCUUCUCCGUUGAUGUAAAACGGAUGAAAACCUUACACUAUAUUACAACAACUCAAAUUAUUUAUACCCAUUAAUUAAAAAUCUAGUCAAAACUACUCAAGUAAAGUAUAUUCUGAAUUCAAGCCAUUUUAACUAUUGCAGAUAUGGAGUUUUUGUGGCGUAUCCGAUUCAUUAAACUUAAUAUUUACACUUCUUUUUUACUUUUUUUUUUAUCCCAAUAUUCUGACACGUUAUCAUUUUGUAACCUCUCUCCCUUUCUCUCUCUCUGUCGCAUAUGAACUCAAUGUUAAACCUACAUAUUUUAAUAAUAAUAAUUGCACAGAUAACCGAUGAUAACUAUAUGACUCUUUGCGUGUGUAGCUUCCAGAUGUGACCCCUGCAUGUAAUCACAGAAGUUUACUGUAAAAACCGAACAAAAAGGAAAAGAAACAGACUUGCACUUGACCCACACUGUGAAACAAAUAUCUACUCCUCUUAAAAUGACAAAAUUAAGAGUACGUAUCAUUUCUGAGCAGUUUUGACUACUUGGUUUAACUUUUUUUUGAGAAUUUUCUGACUUUCUCCUCCAAUAUUUUAUUCAUCAGGGUCAAAUUCACCCAAAAUAUAAUAACGAUAACAAUCACCCAUUCAUUAUAUUUAAAACGAGGGUUCAAAGUGUUUCUAAAGGUUUCUAUGCAAAAUCAUCGUCAAUAUUUGCAAAUUGUUUUAAAAAAAAAUCAAAGUUUCAACCUUAAUUAGUCAAAACGACUUCAGAUCCUGAUGCGACUCUUAAUAAUUUGUCAUUUUAAACUUGUACGUGUUUGUUUUUCAGUGCAGUGUUCUGUAUUUUUUAUUUUAUUUUAUUUUUUAACCUGUCGAUUAAGUCCCGCCCUCCUCUUACUUCCUGUCCCGUGUUUCAGAUGAGGCCGUCUUGAUGUUGUGGUUGUUGGCAGAUUUCCCCUUACACCUCUUUAUUAUUAAUAUUAUGACUAUUAUUAUUAUGAUAUUAUUGCUUGAUCAUUUCUGGCAACCCGGCGAGUCUGUUGAUUGUACACGUUCCAAGUCCAUAGAAAAGAAAAGAGAAAUUGAUGUUGUUUUGCUUCAGUGGAGAAAUGCUUUUUUAAAUAAAUUAAUUUAAAGCCCA